UGCCGACUUAGCCAACUACAUGAUGAUGCUCGCUGCCAGUCCGUGGCUUGGCAAUCCCAGGCUCUUCAAGACGACGGAAGGACAGAUCAAACUCGCACAACUUCAGGAACAGUUUGAGAACCUUCUGGAAGUAAAGAAGAUGAAUGUGACGCAGAUUAUUGACCGCGUGUCUCUGGAUUGCGAGGAUAUGAUCGUCCAGUGUACUUUCAACGACAAGGAAAUCGCCGAGAAAGACUGCUGCCGGAUGUUCACGCCCGUGCCCACCUUCUCCGGGAAAUGCUACGUCCUGUUUGCCAACGAGAGCUUCAGUCAGGUGUUCAGCGGGGAGAUGGGGGGUCUCAUCAUCACCCUUCUUCAGGUGGAGAAUGAUGAGCCAGCCCUCGUAAAAGGUAUUUUGGAUCCAUCGAAGUGGCUCAAACGUAAACUUCAAAUCACACUACAUAACAAUGUGACUCACCCUUCGCUCGAGGUCGUAGGUCAUGGCCCAAUGAUAACCCCGAACACUUUGCUAUCAGUGCAGGUGUCUCUACAAACGAUCGACAACGCUCAGGUGAAACAGAACCCAGACUGGAGUGAGUCGGAGUGCGUGAAGGUGGAGGACCUUGUGUAUGGGGCGUCUGACGAUUUCUAUUUUACUGGUGGAAACUGCAUGACGGCGAUCUAUAGGGAGUGCGGUGCCAAGCUGUGCGGCUGCAGUAGUUAUUUUCUGGAUAAUUUGCAUCUAUCUCCUAAACUGUGUUCCGUAAACACGUCUAAUGCUUGUAUCAAUCGGGUGACGGACUUCAUGACUCGUGAAGUUCCCGAGGAAAAGAGAGAGAUGGUAAAUGAAAUGGCCGCUUGCGUCAUGAACGUCACCAGUCGUUGUCGCCGAGUGUGUACCAUGAGCAGCUUCAAGACGUCGACCGUGGCCCAGCCUCUUCCCUUGUACCAGAUGACCGAACUCAAGGAACGUUUUGGUCUCGUGGAACAGGAUCUCUUGACGCUGGUGACAAUUUUCUACCCUUUGCUGGAGUACGAGGAGGUCUAUCUGUCUAGGAAAUCUUACGGGGAUUUACUUAGUAACUUGGGCGGCUCAACAGGUGUCUUCCUCGGCUUCUCGUUCAUCACGCUCAUGGAAUGCUUCAUCUUCUUCAUCUUCUGUCUGAACGCCGCCUUCAGAAAGUUCCUUUGUCUCAGGAAAAAGUCUGCUGCAAAGAACGCGGUGGCGCCUCCCGAGAGAACGAAUAAGUCGGCCUUUUCUUUGCACAAAAGCGCCUGGUAGAUCGAUCAUUUUAGUUUAGUGCUUUGGUUGCAUCUCUGUUAGCUGUGAUAAAUUUGGUAUAUGGGAAUAACAUUAGAUUUUAAUAUUACUUCGAAUUGUUUUGGAUGUAAUAUGUUUAGAUCUUCAGUUGGGUGUAGAGUGUAGUCCUUUGUUUAAGACACCCGUUAACUGCAUAGGUGUGGAGAGCUUUGAUUGAUUAAUACAUUGCAAUAAUGUUAUGGUAUGGUAUUACACUACAUGGCAUAUUAGGCAAACUGUGAUUUUAUCUUCUAUUACAUCAGAUGAAACCAUUACAUAACGCUUUGUUGCUCUCGUUGGUGGGCAGUAUCACACACGCACUCUACCUUUAUAGUGUACAAGGGUUUACUUAUAUUCCAAUUUGCAUUACAAUACACCCUGUAUCCUAGCGAAAUUCUGAUUAUUUUUAUCUGUGAAAAUCGGUCAUAGCUGUUCAUCUUUCAUGCCUUUGCGAAUGCGUCAUCUCCCUGUAGCAGAUUCUAUAAAGAGCGUGCGAAAUUCAAAUAAGAGAUCAGUAUCCAUACCUUGCUAAGCGAUCAGCAUGACCAUGCAUAUUAAAGAUUCCAACGUUCCAUGGCAUGCACGUGAAUUAUAUAAAGUGAUCCUAUUCUUAUGUACGGUAUAUGUUCCUUUUGGUGCCACUUGCAAUGUUUCCAAUACAUCUAGCGAGAGCUCUCCUGGCCCUGGAGAGCACUCUGUCAGUCGUAGAAAACGUCUCCUGAGUCUCGAUUCAAUGGAAAUGAUGUCGCUAGAAGUAUUGCUACCAAUUCAGUUUGCAUAGUACUUGCCUUCUUAUGAACCCUCCUGAAGUCCUCAUGCUUCAAAAUAUUGUUAUAUACCCACUAUAAUCACUCUGCUUCCCCUUUGAGUUCGGUUUUGAAUUAUUACGCAAAGGUCGGUCAGUUUAUUCAUAUUCCAUUUGCCUACGGGAAUAUGUAGGAUAAAUAAGAUCUCUGACUGCUUCUGUACCAAAUGUAGUAUCUGUGUAACUGUUCUUUCACAUAUAAGGGUUGACAAUCCUCUGUUUUCAAGGACACUGAUAAUAAUCCGUAUGUAUGGCUUUACUCUGUGCAACUUCUUGAAUGGCUAACUCUGAUUCCUAGUAUAAUGCAUAAUCUGCCAAACUCUGUGGAAGAUAGGCGAAAGAGUGAAGCUGUGUUGACGGAGAUAUUACUACUGAAAUUAGAAUCGUUUUCUUCUUUCGUUUGCUUCGUUUCUAUCUUUUUUUUUUUUCUUUUUUUUUUUUUUAGUCGGUGAUAUCAAUUCACGCCCAGUAGUCACUGCUGAGAUUAUACAUAAAUCUAUUGCGUUCGUUCCUCGAAUGGGCAUUUAAUGCAAAUGUCAUUUUUGCUGCAAAUAAUGCAUUCAUAUUGUUCACUAAUUUGAGCAUUAGGAUGCUGAAUAUCGUGGACUACUUGUACCUUUAACUCCCAGGAAGAUAACCUGAACAGUAUGGUUCGGUUGGCACACUGAAUCCAGGUAAAUACCAAAGUUAGCCAGUUUCUCAAGGAUGGUUUUUAUCAUGGAAAUAGGAUUUGCUGGGUUUCACUCUCUUUAUGUAAGAUUUUUAAAUACAAACAUAUCGCUACCUUAAAUGCAAAAUUUUCUUCGUAUUUUCUUUUCUAACAAUAGGGAGAGCUAUGACGUUAUCUUAAUAUCGCGUAACAUGAAAUAAUAGAAAUAUUGAUGUAUUGUACCCCUAAAUCUACUUUAUGUGUAUCACCAUCAAGUUAAUCUUUCAUAGCGGAACCCUUCAUCAAACUUUUUUUUAUUAUUAUUAUUUUACAAGCAUUCCUGUUAUGGUAAAAAUCCGGUCUUCAAAACAGAUUGAAGAACUCGCACCAUUCCUUUAUUCAUCAAUCUGUUCAUUUUACUUUCAUAAUCUAUUUCUUGGCUCGCUCAUUUACGUGCUUACGUAUCCCCAAUUCCUGUUCCAGUAGCUACGUGCCUUUAAGAAUUUCAAGCAAAGCUAAUGCUUAAUUACUGUCAUCUCGCGCAUCUUUUAUAUUAUUUUUUAGUUUAUUAUAUUCUAGUUUAAGAUUUAGUUAUUGAUUUUUUUUUACGAAAGAGUACAAAUAACACAAAUAUAAAAACAACAAUAUCAGAGGAAGGACAUCACUAUAAUUGGACGUUUUAGCUUUUGUGAUACAUAUAUGCAAUCAUGCAUAUAUGUAUCCAAGUAUGUAUCUGUAAUAAUCACUACAUGUAAUAUAUGUGUAAUUUUAUUCAACACCAGUGCUAUCAUUCAAAGUAGCUAAUAAUUCUCAGUUUGUAUGUGUGUGAUUUGUGUAUUUUAAUAUUAUUACUACAGUCUUUAUGGUGUCACCAGAACAAACGUUUAAGUGUAUUUUAUUACAGAAUA
This is a messenger RNA of Penaeus chinensis, 3641 nucleotides long. Its product is annotated as sodium channel protein Nach-like. The transcript is spliced from 9 exons. Gene Ontology annotation, biological process: sodium ion transmembrane transport. Gene Ontology annotation, molecular function: ligand-gated sodium channel activity. The record is from RefSeq and is a predicted model, not a curated record. Lineage: Eukaryota; Metazoa; Arthropoda; Malacostraca; Decapoda; Penaeidae. Gene Ontology annotation, cellular component: membrane. The coding region runs from base 20 to 1261 and encodes 413 amino acids.